AUGUCAGAAACAUCCCCAGAGGCCCAGGCCGCAAAGGCUGCGGCCAUUGCCGCUGCCACACGUGCCUUUAACACGGAAUUAUGGACGCUGUACUCGUUUGGGGUUCUCGUCACGGUGUUGAGGACGUAUUCUCGCAUCAAAACUGUGGGUUUCAAGGACCUACGGGCAGACGACUACAUUGUGUGGCUGGCUAUUGUUCUCUACACGACGCAGUCGACUCUGGCCUGGUUUGCCGUCAACUACGGGCAGGGGCUAGCCAACAAUUCCAUGACCGACGCCCAAAGGGCAGCUCUGGAUCCUGACUCGGUCGAAUUUGCUCUGAGAGUGUUUGGUUCCAAGAUACAAGUAGUUGGCUGGACCACGUACUGCUGUCUAAUAUGCACAUUAAAAAUGGCAGUCCUUGUUUUCUACGUGCGACUUACAGAAGGACUCGGCCGUCGUUUUCGCAUACAUAUAUGGAUUGGCUUUGGCCUGGUUGGAGCCACGUUCUUGGCGUCCAUAAUCGCCAUAUAUGCUGGCUGUCGGCCCCUCGAGAAAUACUGGCAGAUCAAUCCCGAUCCAGGCAACUCUUGUCAAGGAGCCAUAGCGGACCCUAUAGUCUGGACAACUUUCUCUUCUAGCGUUGUAACGGAUCUCUAUCUCAUGAUGAUCCCACUACCAAUGCUGUGGGGGACCACGCUCAAGAUCGCCAAGAAGAUUGGCUCUACAUUGGUGCUUGGUGCCGGUGUAUUCGUACUAGUCUGCUCACUGCUCAAGACUGUAUUUGUGGAGAUAGACCCGGUCAACGGUGCACAGUUAUCCGGCGAAUGGGGUACGCGUGAGGCCUUCACCUCGGUAGUCACGACCAACCUGCCCUUACUAUUCCCACUCCUAAGAGCCUGGCUAGGGCCCUUCUUUGGAAGCGUCUUUUCAUCCAACAAGACGUCGAAUAAGCACCACACGUUCAAAACCAUUGGGGGUAGUGAAGCUCGAUCUCGAAACACCACCAGCCGGCGCCGCGAGCCGUCGUCGAUAGCGAAGAAGCACUCACAUACCAUUACCAUUUCCCAGAGUGCGAGCGAGGAGUUUAUAUUUGGCAGGACCACGGACGUCAAUCUGCAGGACCUGACGGAACAAGGCAAAGUGUCGUCUCAAAAGCCAGAAGGCGGGAUUAUUAUAUCGACAGAGUUCCAGAUCACCGAGGAUGGAAGGUCGCCGGCUGUUGAUGGGAAAACCCAGCAUAUUCAUGAACAAUGGUGA
This is a messenger RNA of Pestalotiopsis fici W106-1, 1239 nucleotides long. RefSeq lists its product as uncharacterized. The record is from RefSeq and is a predicted model, not a curated record. The coding region runs from base 1 to 1239 and encodes 412 amino acids. NCBI's taxonomy places the organism in Eukaryota, Fungi, Ascomycota, Sordariomycetes, Amphisphaeriales, Sporocadaceae. The transcript has 5 exons.